AUGUCCCGGCCCGGCAGCCCCCGGCCCGAGCGGCCCCGAACCGAACCGGGACCGCCGCCAGAGGUGCCUGAGCCCUCCCUCCCUGCCCUGAGGGGUCCCCGGUCCCCUGCCCGCCCCGCGGUUCCAAAGAAGGAGAAAACCCUGGAAGGAGACAAAUCCCCGGCAGUGCUGACAAAAAGCCCCCGGGCCGAGCUCUGCGGCGCUCCCGAAGCUGUGACAUGCCAGCCCCAGGUGGGGCCACCCCUGCAGUCCCCUGGUCCCUGCACGCAGCUGCUGCCCAACGGGGACGCGGGGAACGGGAUCUGCCGAGCUGUGCCCAGCACACAGAAACCUCCCCGAAAGCUGCAGCCCCACCACUCCAUCAACAGCCAGGGCAGCAAGAAGAGCAAGGGCAGCUCCAAGUCACCCUCCUCCCACAUCCCCAUUGAGGCGCAGGAAGAUUGCUGCGUGCACUGCAUCCUCUCCUGCCUGUUCUGCGAGUUCCUGACCCUGUGCAACAUCGUGCUGGACUGCGCCACGUGCGGCUCCUGCACCUCGGAGGACUCCUGCAUCUGCUGCUGCUGCUGCAACUCGGGCGAGUGCGCAGACUGCGACCUGCCCUGCGACAUGGACUGCGGCAUCAUCGACGCCUGCUGCGAGUCUGCCGACUGCCUGGAGAUCUGCAUGGAGUGCUGCGGGCUCUGCUUCUCCUCCUGAGGGCCCCUCUGGGCGGGGGGAGCUGUGCCAGGACCCCCCAGAUCUCCCAUGGUGGGUCAGGCUCCGGCGGGGCCCUCAGGAGGCCUUGCUGAGGAAGAGGAGGAAGAGGAGGAGGAGGAGAGUGGAUCCCCCGCUGGAAUCCUCGUCCUUGGAGCGUGUCCUGCCCGGGGAAGGCUGAGCCGAAAGGGCCACGGGAACUCUGGUGGUGCCUGGGCCUGCUCUACCUCUGCCAGCACCGGGGGACUGUGGGAGCCUCCUGCCACCUGAGCCGAGAGCAGGAGUGACUGUCACACAGAGCCAGCCCAGCACUGGGGACAGCCACCCUGCAGAGCCAUCCCAGCACUGGGGACAGCCACCCUGCAGAGCCAUCCCAGCACUGGGGACAGCCACUCUGCAGAGCCAUCCCAGUAUUGGGGACAGUCACCCUGCAGAGCCAUCCCAGCACUGGGGACAGCCACCCUGCAGAGCCAUCCCAGUAUUGG
Melospiza melodia melodia is the source of this 1178-nucleotide messenger RNA. RefSeq names its product MyoD family inhibitor (gene MDFI). The coding region runs from base 1 to 696 and encodes 231 amino acids. The transcript has 5 exons. The record is from RefSeq and is a predicted model, not a curated record. Lineage: Eukaryota; Metazoa; Chordata; Aves; Passeriformes; Passerellidae.